Messenger RNA from Chara braunii, 1755 nucleotides. Lineage: Eukaryota; Viridiplantae; Streptophyta; Charophyceae; Charales; Characeae. The record is from the annotation of a GenBank genome assembly.
GGAGUACCGCGACGUCUUCCCCCGUAUUUCUCAUACAGCGGGAUUCCCCCGAUGCGCGGUGUCGAGCAUUCCAUCCAGCUCGUGCCUGACUAUUGUGUUCACCAUCAGACACCAUACCGACUCUCGAUUCCAGAGGCGACGGAACUCAAGCGUCAGCUUGAGGAGCUCCUUCGACUUGGUUUCAUUAAACCUAGUAACUCCCCUUGGGGUGCACCUGUCCUCUUUGCUCGCAAAGCAGACGGAACUCUCCGCCUCUGCAUCGAUUAUCGCGGCCUUAACCAUUACACGGUUAAGAACAACUAUCCCAUGCCCCGCGCGGAUGAGCUGUUUAACCGUCUGGCAGGCAACCGCUUCUUCACGAAGAUCGAUCUUCUUAGCGGUUACCACCAGAUCUGCGUUGCCGCAGAGGACCAGCCGAAGACCGCCUUGUGGUCGCGCUUCGGCCACUACGAGUUCACGGUGAUGCCAUUCGGCCUCACCAAUGCACCCGCCACCUUCCAGACGGCGAUGAACGACAUCUUCAGGGACAUCCUUGAAGAAUACGUUCUCGUAUACCUGGACGACAUCCUGGUCUACAUUCGUACCUUAGAAUACCAUAUCAGACACCUCCGCGAUGUCCUACAGCGCUUAUGCAAGCAUGGCUUCUAUGCCAAGCUCAGUAAGUGCCGCUUUGCCCAGCGCAAAGUGGACUUCCUAGGACACCAUGUGUCUGACCAGGGUCUCCACAUGGACGACGCGAAGAUCAGGGCUAUUGCAGAGUGGCCCGACGCCUUCCGCGCCCUCAAGAAGGCGGUGACUUGCGCGCCGGUUCUUCGCCUUUCCGAUUUUGAUCGUCCCUUUAUCGUCACCACCGAUGCGUCAGAUUUUGCAGUAGGAGCUGUCCUUUCUCAUGUGUUUCCCUCUCCUCCAGAUUCACCUUACCCCCAUGUUCCUCCUUUUCCCCCCCCUCCUGCUGACACUGCUUCUCGACUGACGCCUAUCCUACCACCACUUCCCUCCACUGACAGUCCUCCCAUUACUUACUCCCCGACCAUCGCGGAGGAUGAGACGGUCGAGGCUCGUGCUGGGGAUUCCCGUCAGCUACUACCUGCCGAGAUAAACUACACUGCCGAUGAACGUGAGGUUCUCGCAGUAGUUUAUGCUACCCGGCAUUGGCGUCAUUAUCUGCAUGGGGCGCCCUUCACGGUGCGCACGGACAACUCAGUUGUCCAGGCUUUCCUCACGAAGCCUAAGCUCUCCCCUCGACAGGCACGCUGGUGGCGUGACUUAUCCGAGUUCAGUUUCACCACUCAGCCCAUCAAGGGUGAAACGAACCGCGUCGCUGAUGCUUUGUCCCGCCGUCCUGAUCACAAUCAGGAACCCAUCCAUCUUGCUGCCAUCUCCAUCACCAGUGUUGAUCAGUCGGUGAUCGACGAGUAUCGCACUAAGUACCGCCACUGCCCCGAUUAUCGCGUCAUCCACGCGACACUGCGGAGUGGCAAGACCGUUUCUUCCUACUCCCUCGGGGAGAACGGCCUCGUGUACUGGCAUGGCAGAUCUGGUCAGCUAGAACCACGUAUCUGUGUUCCCUCCACCGGACAGCUCCGCGUCCAGGCUGUAGCAGAGUUCCAUGACCAGGCAGCUGCCAGUCAUAUGGGUUUCCACAAGACGUUGGCUCGUGUUUGCCGCCUAUACGUCUAGCCGAAGUCCAAGGACUUUGUCAAAACCUACAUCCAGGAGUGUCCUACCUGCCAGGAAGUGAACAGUGCGAACCAC